AUGGGCCUUUUCUCCAAGAAGUCGUCCGACAGCGUCAAGGAGGCGGCCGACGCGGUGCGCAAGCUCAGCAUGAGCGACGCUAAGCCCAAGGCCGACAAGCCCGCUGAAGCCAAGGUCGAGCCUGUCGCUGAGGCUCCCAAGGUUGAGUCCGCCGCCGAAACUAUCGAGGAGGAGAAGGCCGUCCCCGUCGCUGAGAAGGUCGAGCCCAUCACCGCUGAGAAGAUCGCAACCAAGCCCGCUGAGGAGAUCGCGCCUCCCGCCCAGCAGCAGCCCGAGCCCGUCAAGGAACAGGUUGAGUCCCGCUCUGCCGAAAAGAAGAUUGAGCCUGUUACAGAGCAGGUCGAGUCCAAGUCUGAGCAGACGGAGCACGUCUCCGAGAAGACCGAUCCUGUUUCUGAGAAGGUCGAGCCUGUUUCUGAGAAGGCCGAGCCCGCGCCCACGCCUGCCAACGAGGCCACUCCCACCUCCGAGGAUGCUGAUGAGAAGCCCGUCUCUGCGACUGAGAAGCUCAACGCCGACGCGAAGGAGGCCGUCCCCGACGCUGCUGACGUCGCCGACACGGACAUCGAGACCCCCAAGGCCACCACCGAGGAGGACGCUCCCAGCCUCCACGCCGCUCUGGCGGGCACUGGUGCCACUGCGGCCUCGAUCGUCCUCCCCUCCCUCAACGUCCGCGACGACGCCUCGUCCACUCACGCGACGACCGGCUCCGAGCCUCCCGAGAUGCCCACUCCCAUCUCCGCCGUGGAGCCCGUCGGCGCGCCUCUCACUCCCGCGCCUUCGCAGCCUACCACGCCCGCCAAGGUCACCUCUCCCUCCGCCCCUGCGGAGGUCAAGUCUGCGGAGCCUCAGCCUGCCGCUGCGCCCGCCAGUCCCACCGCCACCGCCGUCGCUGCCAGUGUGGCGGCCGCCGCGGCCAAGGACGCGGAGGGCGUGCAGGUCGGCCCUGUCGAGGACAUGAACACGGAGCUCCAGACCGAGCCCUCUAAGCCCGCGUCUGCGCCCGCCUCUGCGGUCGAGCCCGAGAUCAAGGUCGAGACCAAGGUUGAGACUACCUCUGAGGUCCAGGGCAAGGAGGAGCAGUGGCAGGACGUCGACAAGCUCGUCCCCUCCGACCCUGCUGCUCAGCUCACUCCUCCCGCUGAGCCUGCCGCCGAGCCCGAGCCCACCGCCGCUACUACCACCGUCUCCGCCAAGGCGGAUGCGGCAGACGCCGCGGAGGACAAGACCAAGCUCGAGGAGUACGAGCAGGGUCUCAAGAAGCACGAGUCGGAGCUGCGCGAGCACGAGCUGGUCGUUGAGGCGCACCGUCCCGAGUCGACUUAG
Messenger RNA from Trichosporon asahii var. asahii CBS 2479, 1326 nucleotides. RefSeq lists its product as uncharacterized. NCBI's taxonomy places the organism in Eukaryota, Fungi, Basidiomycota, Tremellomycetes, Trichosporonales, Trichosporonaceae. The coding region runs from base 1 to 1326 and encodes 441 amino acids. The record is from RefSeq and is a predicted model, not a curated record. The transcript is spliced from 17 exons.